CCCGCUGCCUCUCUGGAGCCCUGCACUUGGGCGCCCUGCCCUCACCUGCUCUCCGUGGGGCAGCUGCCUCCUGCUCGUGCGGCCAUGCGGCGGCUGUGGCCCCUGGCCAUCUGUCUUGCUGCCGUGUGGGCUGCGGGACUCAGCAGGGUCUCCGGGGGUGCCCCUCUGCACUCGGACAGGCGCAGAGCUGAGGCCCAGGAGCAGCAGAGCCGACCCAAGAGAGGCACCGAGGAUGAGGAGGCCAAAGGGGUACAGCAGUAUGUGCCUGAGGAGUGGGCCGAGUACCCCCGGCCCAUCCACCCUGCUGGCCUGCAGCCCACCAAGCCCUUGGUGGCCACCAGCCCCAGUCCAGACAAGGACAGGGGCACCCCAGGCAGCGGGCAGCAGCUGAGAGGCAAUCUGACGGGGGCACCGGGGCAGAGGCUGCAGAUCCAGAACCCCCUGUACCCGGUGACAGAGAGCUCCUACAGCGCCUACGCCAUCAUGCUCCUGGCCCUGGUGGUGUUCGCCGUGGGCAUCGUGGGCAACCUGUCGGUCAUGUGCAUCGUGUGGCACAGCUACUACCUGAAGAGCGCCUGGAACUCCAUCCUCGCCAGCCUGGCCCUCUGGGAUUUUCUGGUCCUCUUUUUCUGCCUCCCUGUUGUCAUCUUCAAUGAGAUCACCAAGCAGAGGCUGCUGGGUGACAUUUCUUGUCGGGCCGUGCCCUUCAUGGAGGUCUCCUCUCUGGGAGUCACGACCUUCAGCCUCUGUGCCCUGGGCAUCGACCGCUUCCACGUGGCUACCAGCACCCUGCCCAAGGUGAGGCCCGUCGAGCGGUGCCAGUCCAUCCUGGCCAAGCUGGCUGUCAUCUGGGUGGGCUCCAUGACGCUGGCCGUGCCUGAGCUCCUGCUGUGGCAGCUGGCGCAGGAGCCCGCCCCCACCACGGGCACCGUGGACUCGUGCGUCAUGAAGCCCUCGGCCAGCCUGCCCGAGUCCCUCUACUCGCUGGUGAUGACGUACCAGAACGCCCGCAUGUGGUGGUACUUCGGCUGCUACUUCUGCCUGCCCCUCCUCUUCACCGUCACCUGCCAGCUGGUGACGUGGCGCGUGCGGGGCCCCCCGGGCAGGAAGCCGGAGUGCCGGGCGGGCAAGCACGAGCAGUGUGAGAGCCAGCUCAACAGCACCGUGGUGGGCCUGACCGUGGUCUACGCCUGCUGCACCCUCCCCGAGAACGUGUGCAACAUCGUGGUGGCCUACCUCUCCACCGAGCUCACCCGCCAGACCCUGGACCUCCUGGGCCUCAUCAACCAGUUCUCCACCUUCUUCAAGGGCGCCAUCACCCCCGUGCUCCUGCUGUGCGUCUGCAAGCCGCUGGGCCAGGCCUUCCUGGACUGCUGCUGCUGCUGCUGCUGCGAGGAGUGCGGCGGGGCCGCGGAGGCCGCGGCCACCGACGGCUCGGACAACAAGCUCAAGACCGAGGUGUCCUCCUCCAUCUACUUCCACAAGCCCAGGGAGUCGCCUCCGCUCCUGCCCCUGGGCACGCCUUGCUGAGGCCCGAGCAGGGGCGGGCGGAGCUGCCACCCAGCUGGUGUCUGCCGUUUUUUCCCCAUAGGUCUUGCUUUGCUGCCCGUCUUGCUGUCUAGAGAUGGAUUUGGUUCCUCUCGUCGAGGUUUGGG
Molecule: messenger RNA, 1655 nt
Organism: Propithecus coquereli (Coquerel's sifaka)
Lineage: Eukaryota; Metazoa; Chordata; Mammalia; Primates; Indriidae
Gene: GPR37L1
Product: G protein-coupled receptor 37 like 1
Exons: 2
Coding region: 85-1530 (481 amino acids)
Biological process (GO): adenylate cyclase-inhibiting G protein-coupled receptor signaling pathway; positive regulation of MAPK cascade
Cellular component (GO): plasma membrane; signaling receptor complex
Molecular function (GO): G protein-coupled peptide receptor activity
Source: RefSeq, a predicted model, not a curated record